AUGAUAACGAGACGUAAUAUACCAACUAUAGAAGCAAACGCUGCUGCUGCUGCUGCUGCUGCUGCUGCUGCUGCUGCAACUGAAAGGCAUAUUUCUGCUGCAGCUUCCGCUGCUCCACAUGGGGAGACUCAGCAAGCAGUGAAAGGCAUAUUUCUGCUGCAGCUUCCGCUGCUCCACAUGGGGAGACUCAGCAAGCAGCAGCAGCAGCGACAACAGCAGCAGCAGCAGCAGCAACAACAGCAGCAGCAGCAGCAGCAGCAGCAACCCACCCUUUGGGUCCUGAAAGGCCCUGGAUUCGAUGCACAGCAGCAGCAGCAGCAACAACAGCAACGGCAACAGCAGCAACAACAGCAGAAACAACAACAACAGCAGCAGCAGCAACAGCAGCAGCAGCAGCAGCAGCAGCAACCCACCCUUUGGGUCCUGAAAGGCCCUGGAUUCGAUGCAUUUUCGUCUGAGGUGUAA
Eimeria mitis is the source of this 465-nucleotide messenger RNA. RefSeq lists its product as uncharacterized. The transcript has 3 exons. The record is from RefSeq and is a predicted model, not a curated record. NCBI's taxonomy places the organism in Eukaryota, Apicomplexa, Conoidasida, Eucoccidiorida, Eimeriidae. Bases 1 to 465 code for a protein of 154 amino acids.